Molecule: messenger RNA, 1971 nt
Organism: Sinocyclocheilus grahami
Lineage: Eukaryota; Metazoa; Chordata; Actinopteri; Cypriniformes; Cyprinidae
Exons: 9
Coding region: 1-1773 (590 amino acids)
Biological process (GO): positive regulation of T cell proliferation; cellular response to lipopolysaccharide; immune response
Cellular component (GO): external side of plasma membrane
Source: RefSeq, a predicted model, not a curated record
AUGCCUGGCACAUCCACUCUCAUGGCGCUUUUCUACUGCAUGUGCACACUCACAGCAGGAGAUGUUGCCAAAGACCAGACACCGGUCAUGCUGGUGGCGUUCCUCACAGUGUCCACUAGAGGACGCAGUGCGAGUUCUCAACAAGUGCCCCUGAAAGUGAAGUCAAAACAGUUCGAUCGCCAUCUGGUGGCUGGCUGCAUUUGGUCAUCAACCAUUAAAGCUAAAGAUGAACACCGCUCUGCUUUCUUUGGAGAGGAUGUUCAUAUUCCCGUGCCGGCUUUAGACACAACAGAGGUGUUGUUCAAGCCGAGAGUGGAUGCGUUGUUAGGGCGGGUUCUCCUGCAGGACGGGAAAAUUCUGGAUUCAAGAGCCAAACUGAACAUUCACAUCAGCCAUUUGAUCCUGGAGGAUGUGGGCGAGGAGGAUGAGGGCACGUAUGUGGUGAAGAAUUCUGCGGCCCCGGCUGAUGUCAGACGAAUCAUUCUCAUUGUUCGAGAUUGUGCACUAGAGACUGUGGUGAAAUAUGGAGACACGUAUCAUAUCCCGAUCAACCCUUCGAUUGGUCCAUACACGCUUGAGUUCAGGCCUGAAGCUCGAACUCCAGUUUACCAGACCACAGAGGAACCGCCUGUGCUGCUUCUCAACCAGAUCGGCAUCCCCACGCAAGAGUACGAGCACCGCCUCACUGUGGGCGAGAAGAGGGUCAACCUCCAUUUGGUUACCGGAGCUGAUGAGGGCAGCUACACCGUCGUGGACAGUGAUGAAAAAGUCAGAACGAGGGCCUGCCUCAACGUGAAAGACCACCAGAUCUUUGAGCACUUGAAUUAUGGUGAAACCUUGAAGAUCAUGCUUCACGUGGACUACACCAAAGCCAAAAUGGUCUACUUCACGGACACUGACUACAAGGAACGACUCAUCAUGGACCAGGGGGAGCUGACGGUACCUGUCGACUCUGCGUUUGAGGGUCGAGAGUCUGUGGAAGGAUCCAUGUUCUACUUGAAGAAGGUCAAAGUCGGUGACAACGGUGUCUUUCGAGUGAUGGACUCUUCAGGCUUCCGCAUAGCUGAUGUCUACCUUCAUGUGGAGCCCUAUAAGCUGCCACAGCUUUAUCUGGCGAUCAUCUCCUUGGUGUCUCUGCUGGCGUUCCUGCUGUUAGUGUGUCUGUUGUCCUGUCUGAUCAAGGUUCACCGUCGGGCAGAGAGAGCACGUAAAAUCACCCUAAUCGCUCAACAGGCCGGCAAGGGUGAUGGAGAGGUGUUCAGACAGGUGGUUCAUGAAGCUUAUACUAGAUUCACAGAGGAGCCCACCGUACAGUCCACAUGGGAGAACAACACUGAAAGCACAGAAGUUGAGAUCAAAGGUCUUGAGGUAUCAAAACCAGGUCAGUACCAGGUCCUCCAAUCUGACAAAAACUUCUUGGAGAUGAAUGACUCAGGCGUGGAGUUCAACUCGUCUGCACUUCCUCUGGACAGUGACACAGACGUACCCGACAAUCUCGCCUCUCACAAGAUCCUGCUCGAGUCUGACACUCUCGCUGGUGUCCCGCCGGCCAUUUCUGAGGGUGACCACAGUGCCACUCGCACCCCUGAUUCCAUUCUGAGCGUCAGCCCUGCUGUCCAGCCCAAAUCUGCAGCUCAGAUAGAUGGUGACUUGAUUGGCGCGACCACACCUGAGGAAAUUACAAAAGCAAAUGAAUCGGAUGCAAAGAUGAGCAAAGAUGCUUCACCAUAUUCAGAGAAAGCAUUGGAUCCAAGUAAUGGAACCACAACCUGAGCACUUUGAAGUAAACUGAGUCACACUAACCAGUGUGGCCACUGUUCAUUCAUAACAUCUCACCGUUUGAUGUCUAAAAUGACCCAGCACAUCUUGCUGGGCUCAUCUGAUGCUUAACAAAUGGUUUCUCGAACAAGCAGAAACACUGAUUCUAGAAGAACAAAAGAACAAAUCCAAGAGAAGACAACAAAAUUCACA